UUCCUAAACCCCAUUCUUAUCCUCGGCCAUGGCUUCCUCUGUUCUCGCCGCCGCCAAGCCUCUCCUCCACCCUUCUCAUCCUCGUACUCCUCCUCCAUCUCGUGGCGCAGGUGGCCCUUGCCUCCGCUGGAGCCUCUCGGCCUCGCGUAGGAGCGCCGCGCUUAGGGUUCACGCCCUCAAAUGUGAACCGUCCAAGAUAGCUCCGCAAGCCGAUCGGGUGCUCGUUCGUCUCGAGGAGCUCCCCGAGAAAUCUGCUGGUGGAGUACUACUUCCAAAGUCAGCUGUUAAGUUUGAACGGUAUCUAAUGGGUGAGAUUCUGUCUGUUGGCUCUGAUGUCACUGAGGUGGAAGCUGGGAAGAAGGUUCUUUUCUCAGACAUUAAUGCAUAUGAGGUGGACUUGGGGACGGAUACGAAGCACUGUUUUUGCAAAGCCAGUGAUCUGCUAGCUGUUGUCGAGUAGAUAUCUAGUAAAUUUAUCAUGUUUGGUCUUCUUAGGUCUGCAUGGUGAUCUAAGUAAGUCAUCUUUUCGUGGUUAUGAUCCUGAAUUUUCAUUUGCAAUGUAUUGUUGAUUGAUACCCAUAAUGCAGGUUGAACCGUUUCCUUCCUCAAAAUUGAUGUUUGCAUGAAAUUCUACCUGGAAUCCAGGUCAAUUAGGGGAUGUUCGGUGAAAGAUUACUUGCACAAGAAUAUAUUUUCUGAUAACGUUCGCAAUCACAAGAAAAUGAUCGACAUAACAUUUGCAGGUGCAGUCUUUUCUUCUUGGGUAACUUAGCCUUACGAGUAUAAUGUUUGGAGAAGAACAGGUAUAUGUCUGUCCACUUCUUUGGGUAACCUAGCUUACAAGUGACAUACUGUUGCAGCAUUGUCAUGUUAGAUUGCAUGUAUAUGAUUUAGGGAAAAACCCUCCAUUUGUUUUUUUUUGGGUCCAGCGUUCCCUACUGGAAAUGCUAGUUAGAUUAGUAUUAAUACAUUCUAUGGAUCGGUUCAUAGGAUAAAUUGAUCCAAUCUCUAUACAUAAGAUUUAUGAUGUUUUUAAAUGAAUUUAUUAAAAAUACUAUGAUUGAGGUGGGGUAAGUUGA
Messenger RNA from Musa acuminata AAA Group (dessert banana), 1079 nucleotides. RefSeq names its product 10 kDa chaperonin 1, chloroplastic-like. Gene Ontology annotation, cellular component: mitochondrial matrix; chloroplast. Bases 29 to 460 code for a protein of 143 amino acids. Lineage: Eukaryota; Viridiplantae; Streptophyta; Magnoliopsida; Zingiberales; Musaceae. Gene Ontology annotation, molecular function: metal ion binding; ATP binding; protein-folding chaperone binding. The record is from RefSeq and is a predicted model, not a curated record. The transcript is spliced from 6 exons.